Messenger RNA from Pichia membranifaciens NRRL Y-2026, 1290 nucleotides. RefSeq lists its product as hypothetical. Gene Ontology annotation, molecular function: sphingosine-1-phosphate phosphatase activity. Bases 1 to 1290 code for a protein of 429 amino acids. Lineage: Eukaryota; Fungi; Ascomycota; Pichiomycetes; Pichiales; Pichiaceae. Gene Ontology annotation, cellular component: endoplasmic reticulum membrane. The transcript has a single exon. The record is from RefSeq and is a predicted model, not a curated record.
AUGCCCAAACCGAUGUACAUGCCUGCUGCCGCCCGCAAUGGGUCCACCGCCACCGGCAACGGCACCGGCAAUGGAUACGGCCAUGGACACACCGACGACAAGCCGCUCAACUCAGAGGCUCUCACAGACACCCACCUACACGACGUCGGCUUGCAUCCGGAGUCCUAUUACGACAGCAGACUCCCCUUCUACGCUGCGUUCAUGAGACGGCAGUUGCUUCCGUUGGUGAAGCUCGAGUUGCCGCUUCUGGAGAAGAUCCAGCAGUUCCACUCCCACUGGCUCACCAUGUACUUCCUCCUCACGGCAAACGUCGGCUCACACACGUUCUACGUGAUCAUGCUUCCCAUGGGCGUGUGGCUAGGCUCCUUGAACUUCACUAGAGACUUGGUUCUCGUGCUAGGUCUCGGCAUCUACUUGACCGGCGCAGUGAAAGACUUGCUUUGCUUGCCUCGGCCCCACUCCCCUCCCUUGGAGAGGUUGACCAUGAGCCACUACACCGCCAAAGAAUACGGUUGCCCCUCCUCACACUCGGCAAAUGCUACUUCCGUGUGUAUCAUUCUAUUCCUGCAUAUCUACAACAACGACUUUUUCUCCGCCCCCGUCAAGCAGUCUCUUUACGUGUCCUUGGUAGUCUACUGGAUCACUCUGGUAGUGGGAAGACUAUAUUGUGGAAUGCACGGCUUGGUGGACGUUGUGACCGGAGCAUUAGUCGGAAUAGCCACAGUAUUGUUGAGAAUGGCGACAAAGAACUUCUGGGACUACACCCUCUUAUCCAACAACGACACCCUACUCACAAAAAUCUCGCCUCUCUUAUUGGUUGGGUUUUACUAUUCCCUCAUCUAUUUCCAUCCAACACCGGUCGAACCCUGCCCCUGCUUCGAAGACUCCAUCGCCUUCAUUGCAGUGCUUCUCGGUAAGGACUUGGCUGAUAACUCAAUGAGACCAAUCGAGUCCGCAGAAAGCCUUUCCUUGACUUUGAUGGACAUCUACCAGACGCAUCCUGCAAAGCAUGACUACGAGUGGGCAAGAUCAGGCAUCAUCCUCACCCUCAUGCGUGUCAUCGUCGGUGUCACCUUGGUCAUGAUUUGGAAAGCAAUCGCAAAACCGCUUUUCACAUUCUUGAUCAGAAAGUUGAGAAAUGAACCGACCGUGAAGACAACCACUCCAGAACCGCCUUUUGCCUUCAUCUCAAGAACCGACACAAAAAUCUUUGUGAAGUUCAUCGUUUACGCUGGCAUACCCACUGUUGCCGUCUACUCUAUGUACGCCUUCAGAUUUUUAGGACUCUAG